This is a messenger RNA of Leopardus geoffroyi (Geoffroy's cat), 845 nucleotides long. RefSeq names its product MORN repeat containing 2 (gene MORN2). NCBI's taxonomy places the organism in Eukaryota, Metazoa, Chordata, Mammalia, Carnivora, Felidae. The record is from RefSeq and is a predicted model, not a curated record. The coding region runs from base 1 to 624 and encodes 207 amino acids. The transcript has 6 exons.
AUGCUCCUCAGACCCUGGCCACCCCCUGAGAGGGAGGCGGUAGAAGGAUCCGCACACGGACAACCAGGGCGGAGCGCAGACCACGCACACGGGCACACAUCCCUUGCCCGCGGAAAGGGAGGUCGUAGCGGGUUGGCAGCGCUGCUUCCCGGGGUGGCUGCCGUAGAGCUGGCUGCCCAGGAGGAAUCGCCGAGUCAAGAAAAUCUUAGCAACACACCUCUGUCAACUGCAGAAGUGUAUAAGAUAAACUUUGUAUUUCCAAAUGGAGACAAGUAUGAUGGUGACUGUACAAGAACAUCUUCUGGAAUCUUUGAGAGAAAUGGAAUAGGUAUUCAUACCACUCCUAAUGGGAUUGUCUACACAGGAAGCUGGAAAGAUGACAAGAUGAAUGGUUUUGGAAGACUUGAGCACUUUUCAGGAGCAGUAUAUGAAGGACACUUUAAGGACAAUAUGUUUCAUGGAUUGGGGACUUACACAUUCCCAACUGGGGCAAAGUAUACUGGAAACUUCAAUGAAAAUAGGGUAGAAGGUGAAGGACAAUACACUGAUGUCCAAGGACUGGAAUGGUGCGGUAACUUCCAUUUCACUGCUGCUCCAGGCCUGAGACUAAAGCUCCACAUGUAGGAUAUCCUGCAGUAAAGUUUUAAUGUAGUAAUGAAAGCUUUUAGUUGUAAGGAAAACACUGAAAUCUGUCAGCUGAAAUAACUUCAUACCCUACCUCUAGAUCUUAACUUUGCCAAUAAAACCAUCACUCACACCUCUUUGAACUUGAUUUUCAUCAUCGUAUACUCAGUGUAAAAUAAAUUAUGUGAUUCCUUUUAAUAAACACAGCAGAACUAUCUAAA